AUGUCCGACAACGUGGAUUACAAAGCGUUAUUCGAGAAAGACAAGCGACUUCGCCUGCUCGCCGAGGAAAAGAGCGAGCGCGGCAGCACCGGCGCUGGCUCUUCCUCGAGGUCUGUCAGGGCUGCUAGGAAAAGCUACCUAGCCUAUGCAUUUUCCCGGACGUACUACUACAUGCUUCUCUCGGGCAUCGAGUUUGGGUACUUGGCCACAGGCGAGACGCUCGUGUUGCUGCGCAUUCCCGAAGACGAGCCCACGACACUACUCUACCACUUUUGUGGCUAUCCUGUUACUUCACCUCAGGACAGGUCUUCCUACGCACCGCCUGGCGCCACGAAGCCUGCGUCGGUGGCUACGGAUCCUGUCAGCGAAGUGGAGCUGGCCAAGCUGGCAAUCGCACAGCUCUGCAGCUUGUGCAUUCUGGCAUCGAAUUCACCCGUUCGGCCGGAUGCGUGGAUAGCACGCGCCCUGGCUGGUGUGGCUACAUACCCCGAAUCGCCAUCCUCAAUCACCGGAGACGGCGGUUCGAAAGCCCGGAGGCCAUCUCUACUGCAGCAGGACUACACGACUGGUCACACUCUCCCGGCCACAACCAGCUGGAGAGAUGACGAAAAGCGGAUUUAUGCCGGCCUGCAGGCGCCGCAAGGCGUGCUCAUCCCCGUAUUUCUCGGCCUAUUGAAGCUAGUGGUACCAUAUCCACUUCCGGUCAAGUUCACGGUGCUGCCAUACAUGAUGCUGAUGUCGUAUGCAGGCGAGUCAGUCUAUUUUGCCACAGCCGAAGAUGACGACAUGGUGGACUUCAGCCAGGAGGUGGAUCGCACGCUGCAGGACCUGGCGAACUUGGGCCUGUAUGACAGCGACGAUAACGAGGCCAAUGUCACCUGGUGCAAGGACACGCGACGAGUCAUGAAAAUUGACUUUGAGCGUGCCCACCUGACCCUAGGCUCUCACCAGGGCAGUCUUGGACCUCCGACGCCGGCAUCGGCAGAACCAGGAGCACAGCACCUCGCAUUACGCAAGCGGCAGUACAGCACAGAGAGGCCAGAAGUAAGCGUGCUGAAUGCAUAG
Grosmannia clavigera kw1407 is the source of this 1065-nucleotide messenger RNA. RefSeq lists its product as uncharacterized. Lineage: Eukaryota; Fungi; Ascomycota; Sordariomycetes; Ophiostomatales; Ophiostomataceae. Bases 1 to 1065 code for a protein of 354 amino acids. The transcript is spliced from 4 exons. The record is from RefSeq and is a predicted model, not a curated record.